This is a messenger RNA of Penicillium paradoxum, 2190 nucleotides long. RefSeq lists its product as uncharacterized. Gene Ontology annotation, cellular component: actin cortical patch. Gene Ontology annotation, biological process: actin cortical patch assembly; actin cortical patch localization; endocytosis. Gene Ontology annotation, molecular function: Arp2/3 complex binding. Lineage: Eukaryota; Fungi; Ascomycota; Eurotiomycetes; Eurotiales; Aspergillaceae. Bases 1 to 2190 code for a protein of 729 amino acids. The transcript has 6 exons. The record is from RefSeq and is a predicted model, not a curated record.
AUGGAGCCUGAGGUCUCGGAGACUGAGUUCUGGACUGAACUCCAAACGAUCGUCUCCAAGCCCUGUGACUCCGAGGACGAGAUCGACGACGCCCUCCGAGCUUAUCUCAGUAUAGCGACUCAAUAUAAAGACGAAUACCUCCGGUCGGAAACCGAUAUCUCGCGUUGCUCCUACAAGCUCUUCACAUCGACUAUCUUCGCCUCCCAUGCCGAAUAUGUGCGACGACAGAUCCUGUACGGCCUCCUGCAGGAUGACGACCCGACUACCCUCCACUUUCUUGCGUCAUUCAUCCUCUUCGAUGGGCGACAAAAUGAGGUUGUGCUUCAGACGCUGAAUGAUGAAGGCGUAUUUGCGCGCCUUCUGGAGCUGAUUCAGGCCAUGCGAAGGGCGGAUUUGGACGGUGAUGCGGGUCUUCAUCGAUUGUUGAUGGACCUUGUAUAUGAGAUGUUGAGGAUACAGAGGGUCAAAAUUGAAGAUUUGGUUCUCGUGGACGACGAUUUCAUUCGAUGCCUGUUUGACAUUAUCGAGGAUCUUUCUGACGAUGUUACCGAUCCAUAUCAUUAUCCUGUCAUACGUGUUUUGCUAGUUUUGAACGAGCAAUUCAUGAUCUCGGCUCACGAUCCGGUGGAUGACCGGCCCUCUGGUCAAUUGACCAACAAGGUUAUCAAGAUCCUGUCGGCAUAUGGGGGGAUGUAUAAGACCUUUGGAGAGAACAUUAUUCUUCUUAUCAACCGUGAAGCCGAGACGUCUCUACAGUUGCUCACAUUGAAGCUCCUCUACCUCAUAUUCACAACUCCUAGCACAUAUGAGUACUUUUUCACGAAUGAUCUGCACGUUCUUGUGGAUAUUUUGAUCCGGAAUCUGUUCGAUCUACCCGAGGAGGCCUCUGCGCUGCGGCAUACCUACUUACGUGUCCUAUACCCGCUACUAGCUCACACACAGUUACGCCUCCCACCACACUAUAAGCGUGCUGAGCUCCGUAGGCUACUCAGUAUCCUUGUUCGAGGACAAGUUUCCUAUGGAGCCGAUUUAGAACAGGAGAAAAUCCUGCAUUUUGAAGAGGUAGAUGAGACCACACGUCGACUCGUGAAUCGAUGUGCGACAGUGGAUUGGCUACGCGAUGCCGAACAACCCGAAAAAGCAGAGACGCAAGAAACUCCCACUCAAUUAACGGUAACUACAAUCGAACCCAUCUUGGAUCAAUCCGUGCAGCAUGCGUCACCCAUAGAUAUCAGCGAGUCACCCGUCGUCACUCGCACUCUUUCGCGAGCGAGCACAAUCGCUAGCUCGUCUGAUACAGUCUCACCAACGAGAAUUGACUCGCGCGGCUCGUCUAAUGCACCUGGAAGUCGGGAACGCAGCUUAGCCCACCGGCUCGGCAUGAACUUGGAGCCAGCAUCCGCGUCUUCACUGAGCGUUCAGGCGGUUGCAGCACAACACGAAAAACCAGGUAUCAUCACUCCCAGUCGCAAAGAUGGUGCUGCCGCUCUCGACAACGAAACCCAAAUAAUUCGACCACCAAAGGUCAAACCCGAACCCCCAAAAUCUCGCCGGUGGCGCGGGCGCCGUCUGGGCGCGGAUGAAGAGGAGAACCCCUCCACAGGCACAAGCAGCGACGGAAACACCAUUCCCGAAGGCGUGGAAGUCAACCCCACUACCGCUUUGCACACCACCGCGCCCUCGUCGCAGGCACCUACCAGUUGUCGCCGUGACUCCGGCUCAGGUUCCACCCUUGCACCACCAGCUACACGACCGCGGCGGUCUGUAUCCAAUCCACCCCCAGCCCUCCCACCACCGCGCCGGUCCAGCCACACCACACCUUCCUCCAGCCAUCAUCGACCAGUAGUUCCCACCGCCGCGGCAGGCCGACAUGGACAAGCCCCUCUUCCGCCGAAAACGCGGCGUUCUGGUCGAGGCAAGGCACAGCAUGGACAGAGCGACUCAGUCGAGAGCGGAGCCAGCACUAUCAGUCCAUCAAAGGAGCCUGAGACAUCAAAGGAGCCCGAGGCUGUUGAAACGCCCGUUCCCCAACAAGCAGCAUCCCCCGAGAGCAGUGUCCAAUCAGACCCAUUCUCGCCAAAGUCUCCCGCGUUGCUGAUAUCGCCUUCCGAGAUCACCGCUGACGCAGAUAAAGAUGGCUCUGCGCCUCUCAGCGUGGAGGAGGCGGUCCAAAACGUCUCUUUGCAUUGA